AUGUCGUCGAGCAUGACAUCAUCCAGCCUCUUCUCUCGCGCUCGUGCUCAUACAGCCGUGAUGCCAUCGCCGAAAAAGUUGCGAGGCUUCUUGGCUCUGCCAGGGGAAAUCAGAAACGGAAUCUACAGCUACUACUUUGGUUCGGAGUACCAUUGCGAAAUCACCGCACAAGGAAGUCAAUUCAAGCAGCGGAGACCCCACACCAUCAAGCUAUGGUCUGGACUUGCUGCCCGCAAAGACCAUGCUUCAAGACCUGACACCAAACCUGGCAUGCCCGCCCUAAACAUUGUGCGCUUCUCCGGGCCACUGGGACUACAGACAAAUUGGCUCGGCUCGCCGUACGCCCUGAGCCUUACAUGCAAGCAAGUGCAUUUGGAGACGGCAGCUUUCCUCUACAGCAAAACAGUCUUCAUAUUUGAUGCGCCAAAGCGAAUCCUCAACUUCUUCAACGUUGUUCCCAGCACCAGUUUGGACAAAAUCACAAAGCUACAUUUCCAUUACGAUACCUAUGGACCACCUCAUCGAGCGGACCACCAAGUCUGGCAGGCCAAGCAUAGUCAGAGUUGGUUCAACGCAUGCAAAGCUGCUUCCAAGAAGCUUACCGGCCUGCAAGAACUCCAAGUAUGGGCCCAGCUCCACGACAGCGCUCCAAAGUUCAGCUUGCGUGAGAAAUGGAUAACGCCCUUGUUGCAAUUUCAAAGACACACACGUUGCACGUCACGGAUGAAGGCUGUUGAUGAUGCUGCUGCUGCUACUGCUUCGCCGAAAGCCAAUGACACGCACACGUCGUACCUUGAAAAUGUCCAGGUUCAUAUCAGGACUCGCUGGUCUCACAGCCCACUAACGGCUUUCUUGAACAACAAGCGACUGGCACAGGCAAGCACGGAGCUGCAUGUGCUGUAUGGACAUGCUGUUAGCCUGGCGAUCAAGGGGGCAAAGGAAGAAGAAGCCAUGGCUGCCUUUGAUGCUGCAUGGGGAGGAAAGUACAGGCAGUGGAGACAUCAUUUGCAGUUUGCCCAGACAGGAUGGUGA
Messenger RNA from Exserohilum turcica Et28A, 1032 nucleotides. RefSeq lists its product as uncharacterized. The transcript is spliced from 3 exons. The record is from RefSeq and is a predicted model, not a curated record. NCBI's taxonomy places the organism in Eukaryota, Fungi, Ascomycota, Dothideomycetes, Pleosporales, Pleosporaceae. Bases 1 to 1032 code for a protein of 343 amino acids.